Molecule: messenger RNA, 930 nt
Organism: Westerdykella ornata
Lineage: Eukaryota; Fungi; Ascomycota; Dothideomycetes; Pleosporales; Sporormiaceae
Exons: 3
Coding region: 1-930 (309 amino acids)
Source: RefSeq, a predicted model, not a curated record
AUGCCGGCUAUAUGCAACAAUGUGGCCCAGUGGCACGCACAGAACGGGUUGAUCUCGCCAGUCAAUAAUCCACGCACUUUCCAUUGGGAUGUUGGCAAUCAUCAGACUCAAAAUCACCUUAACAAUGAAACCCCGCAGAACAUGCGGAGGGCGCGGAUGUGUCCGCCCAACUGGAAAGGGACGUAUGCACGGCCGAGAUGCCCUGAGGCCAACCGACCCCAAGUUGUACCUCCUUUGUGGGACGAUCAUGGAAGACCUGUGACUGGCCUCAAAUGGCCUACUAUAAUCCAUGUUGGCGCACCGGCAGAGCUAUCUCUAAUGAUUGAGGACGGCAGAGACUCGCAAUUUGUUGGAGCGCUACGGCCAUCAGGCCGUACUUACAGUUGCGAUGAGUUUCCGCCUGCCUCUUGGGCUGAAGGCGGAGAUGGACCGAACCACCAAUCCCCAGGCACAACAUAUUGCGCCCCAAUCCAUGCAACCUGCGAUAGCACUAAUAAUCCGGCCGAUGCCCGGGGCUCUGAGCAGAACUGGCAAGGUUUCCUUCAUGGAAGGCUGGGGACGAUGUUGCAUACGAAAGCAGUUGAUGACGCAAAACUCUUGAUCGGCACUGAGAACUAUAACUAUGACAGUGCUAUUGAGUUCUACUUCAGAUUUGACAGGAGUGGCGCCAAUCAUCCCUGGGCCGGCAGAAUCUACUAUGAUAAUGGUCCGGUCCUGGACACCAUCAAUCCUGGUACGCCGUGGCGGCGUAGCUCUGUUGACGAAGAUAUCAUGGGUAUGAGCUCGUCUGUCAGUGCUCUCUUGAGCUCGGCGGAGUUCCAGACUGCCAACUUAACUGAAUACGGGUUCGAGGCGAUUGAGUUUAUCCCUGACAUGACGACCGGAGCCCUUACAGUCAAGAUGCCCGGUGGCAAUGAAUUUGCAGCAUAA